This is a messenger RNA of Dendrobium catenatum, 3710 nucleotides long. RefSeq names its product kinesin-like protein KIN-5A. Gene Ontology annotation, biological process: microtubule-based movement. The record is from RefSeq and is a predicted model, not a curated record. The transcript has 23 exons. Gene Ontology annotation, molecular function: plus-end-directed microtubule motor activity; ATP binding; microtubule binding. Lineage: Eukaryota; Viridiplantae; Streptophyta; Magnoliopsida; Asparagales; Orchidaceae. The coding region runs from base 235 to 3393 and encodes 1052 amino acids.
UCUCAAAUGGAGGACAACAGAAGCCGGGGAAGAGAAAACUCCCCCGAUCGAAGGAGAAGGAGAAGGAGAAGGGUCCUGUGAUCCAAUAUCGAAGUGCGAGGUGUUCCCGCUGCUCUAAAUUUCUCCGCCGGCAGCACAAAUCGCCGCCGAUUGUCCUUUUUCCGGCGGCGGAUCUGUCGCAGGUUGGUUCUUGAAUUGUCUUCGUGUUUGUUGAGUUAUUCGAGUAUAGGGGAAAUGGAUAGCUUGCAGAAGAAAGGGAGUGGGACGCCGGUUUCUCCUUGUGAUACUCCUAGAUCGAGCGAGAAAUUCGGAAGAGAUCUCCGAUCUGGCGAUGGAACCGGCCAUUUAAGCUGUAAGAAUGAUAAGGAUAAGGGCGUCAACGUUCAGGUCAUCCUCCGAUGCAGACCUUUGAGUGAAGAAGAGGCGAGGUUGCGGACGCCUGUGGUUAUAUCCUGCAACGAGCCGCGGCGGGAAGUAUCGGCAAUGCAGAAUAUUGCAAACAAACAGAUCGACAGAACGUUUGCGUUUGACAAGGUUUUUGGUCCAACAUCCCAACAGAAGGAUUUGUUCAAUCAUUCUAUCUCUCCUAUUGUGAAUGAGGUUCUUGAGGGAUACAACUGCACGAUUUUUGCAUAUGGGCAGACUGGUACUGGCAAAACAUACACAAUGGAAGGUGGAGGGAAGAAGGCUAAGAAUGGAGAGUUCCCAAGUGAUGCUGGUGUGAUCCCGAGGUCUGUUCGCCAAAUCUUUGAUACACUAGAAGCACAAUGUGCAGAGUACAGCAUGAAGGUUACUUUUUUAGAGCUGUACAAUGAGGAAAUUACAGAUCUUCUAGCUCCUGAUGAAUCAAAGUUCCCUGAUGACAAAUCAAAGAAACCUAUAGCUCUAAUGGAAGAUGGGAAAGGAGGUGUAUUUGUUAGAGGGUUGGAGGAGGAGGUGGUUCGUACAGCCAGCGAAAUAUACAAGAUAUUGGAGAAAGGUUCUGCAAAGAGGCGAACUGCCGAGACUCUACUAAACAAACAAAGCAGUCGUUCUCACUCCAUAUUUUCCAUCACAAUUCACAUCAAGGAGGUUACUCCAGAGGGGGAAGAAAUGAUCAAAAUUGGGAAGCUUAAUCUUGUUGAUUUAGCUGGUUCAGAGAAUAUUUCAAGAUCAGGUGCUAGGGAUGGUAGGGCAAGGGAAGCUGGAGAGAUAAACAAAAGUCUUCUUACACUGGGUCGUGUCAUUAAUACACUAGUAGAGCACUCUGGCCACAUUCCAUACAGAGAUAGCAAGCUAACAAGAUUAUUGAGGGAUUCCUUGGGUGGGAAAACGAAGACUUGCAUCAUUGCUACCAUAUCACCUUCAAUUUACUGUUUGGAAGAGACACUGAGCACCUUAGAUUAUGCUCACCGUGCCAAAAAUAUAAAGAACAAGCCAGAGGUUAAUCAAAAGAUGAUGAAAUCUGCAAUGAUCAAGGAUCUAUACUCUGAGAUUGAUCGUCUUAAACAAGAGGUAUAUGCUGCUAGGGAGAAAAAUGGCAUCUAUAUUCCUAGGGAUCGUUUUCUGCAAGAAGAAGCUGAAAAGAAGGCUAUGGCGGAAAAAAUUGAACGUAUGGAAAGCGAAUCGGAAUCGAAAGAUAAGCAAUUAGGUGGUCUUCAAGAGCUUUACAAUUCUCAACAAAAAUUGAGUGCAGAACUAAGUGAAAAACUUGACAAAACCCAGAAAAAAUUGGAGGAAACUGAAAAUCAACUUCUUGACCUUGAAGAAAGAUAUCGACAGGCGAAGUGCACUAUUAGAGAAAAGGAAUAUUUGAUAUCGAAUCUCCUCCAAUCAGAGAAAUCGCUCGUUGAGCGUGCACAUGGCCUUCAAUCAGAGUUAGAGAAUGCUGCUGCUGAUAUUUCUGGAUUGUUCUCUAAAAUUGAACGCAAAGAUAAGAUAGAGGAGGGAAACAGAAUUCUUGUGCAGCGUUUUCAAUCUCAGUUGACUCAGCAGUUGGAUGUAUUACAUAAGACUGUCUCCUCUUCUGUGACACAACAGGAGAACCAACUGAAAGAAAUGGAAGAAGACAUGCAAUCUUUCGUCUCUGCAAAGAUUACGGCUACCGAUGAACUUAGAGGACUGGUUGAAAAAUUGAAAGCCAUGUAUGGAUCUGGGAUCAAAGUAUUGGAUGAUUUGGCUGGAGAACUAGAUGAAAAUUCUCAAUCAACUUUUGGGAAUUUGAAAUCACAAGUGCUAACACAUUCUUCUGCUCUUGAGGAUUGCUUUAAAGGUUUUGCUUCAGAGGCUGAUAAUUUGCUUGGUGAGCUUCAAAGAGCUCUUUUUAACCAAGAGGAUAAAUUAAAUGCAUUUGCACGGCAGCAACGUGAGGGACACCUAAGAACUGUGGAGACAACACGCUCUAUCUCAAAUACAACCAUUAAUUUUUUCGACACACUAGACAUUCACGUAUCAAAAUUAAGCAAAAUUUUGGAAGAAACUCAGACUUCGCAAUACCAGCAGCUCAGCGAGCUAGAAAGGAAGUUUGAGGAAUGUGCUGCCAAUGAAGAAAAGCAAUUGCUAGCGAAGGUGGCAGAGAUGCUGGCAAGCUCAAGUGCUAGGAAAAUAAGUUUGGUUCAAACAGCAGUUGAUACUCUCAGAGAAAACGCUGCUGAUAGAACAAGCAAUCUACAGAAGGAAAUGUCUAAUGCUCAUGAUUUCACCUCAUCUGUCAAAGAAAAAUGGAUGGUUUACAUGAACGAAACUGAAAAGAAUUAUCAUCAGGAUACUAUAACGGUCGAUAGUGGAAGAUGUUGCUUGGAAGAAGGUCUGAAGGAUUGUCUGGAAAAGGCCAAAAUGGGUUCAAGACAGUGGAAAGAUGCUCAGGAUUCUCUGCUGAGCUUGUGGAAAGGAAAUGUUGCAUCAGUGGAGUCAAUUGUUUGGAAUGGAAUGGAGGCCAAUCAGCUAUUACGAGCUAAGUUGUCUUCUGCUGCUUCAAAUGCACUUGGGGAUGUUGAUAACGCAAACAACGGUCUUCAUUCCUCUAUAAACUGUUCCCUGAAACUUGACCAUGAUGCAAGUGCGAACAUCGACUCCAUCAUCGUGCCAUCACGAGGUGAUCUAAGGAACUUGAGGAGUGGACACUAUCACAGGAUCGUUGAGAUCACAAAUAGUGCUGGAAAAUGCUUGGAAGAGGAGUACACGGUGUAUGAACCUUCUUGUUCCACACCAAAAAGGAGAUCAAUCAAUUUGCCCACUGUGGCAUCCAUUGAAGAGCUGAGAACACCUCCAUUUGAGGAGCUACUCAAAGGGUUCUGGGAAUCGAAAUCUGCAGCCAAGCAAAUAAACGGGGAUGUGAAACAUCUUUCUACAGCAUUUGAGUCUCAUUCGCAAGCCUUAAGAGACUCUCGAGUUCCCCUUACAACAUUAAAUUGAGAGAGUUUACAAAUGGUCAACUUGCCUGCAAUAUGUACAGGUUAGAGGUUGCAGUUUAUUCAUUUCUUAUCAUCUUUUUUCCUGAUUGUUUUGAGUGUUUAUCUUAUCUUAUCGAACGUUCGAUGGUGGGAAAGCGUAAAUUUGUUACACAAUAUGAAAUAUGUAAUAUUCUUUAUCUAUACCAGUGACAAAUAGAGAGUUUGACGCCAUUGUUUGGUUUUCAUAUUGCGAAAGAAACAAACUGGGCGCCAAAUUCAAUUAUUGUCUUGCUGAGAACUUUACUCUUCAGACUAUAGCCAAAAUUUAUGUUUUGUUAA